AAAUACUAGACUAAUAAAAGUGGCAAUUGAUAUGUUAAUUUUCUCAGUUAGUUCAAGUUCUUCAUCAUGUACGUGUAUUUAAUAUUUGUUUUAAUAGUUACUGUUGCUUUGGGAUCGAAAAUAAGCAAAAAUAAAGGCUAUGAUAACAAUAAACCGGUGAAAUGUGGUUAUAAUGAAGAAUAUGUGAAAUGCCAAACUGUAUGUCCGCCACAGUCCUGUGAUAUUGCUUAUACUGAGUACUUAUGUACCGCAAAGACAUGUGAACCUGGCUGCGACUGCAUUAAGGACCAUUUGAGAAAUGCCAGCAAUAUUUGUAUACCUAAUGAUCAAUGUCCCCCUCCAAAAAUCAUCACGCCAAAACCAGGUUGCGGACCAAAUGAAGUGCGCAGUAAUUGCAAGAUUGUAUGUCCACCACAAACAUGCGAGAGUAUCUUCAGAGCUUAUGCGUGUGAUGGUCCGCUACGCCCGUGUAUAGCUGGGUGUAAUUGUAUAGAUGGAUAUCUGAGAGAUGCAAAUAAUACUUGUAUACCGAACGAGCAGUGCCCUCCAGCUCCGUCCAAACCCUCAAAGCCAAAAUGUGGUCUAAAUGAAGUUUAUAGUGACUGCAAAAUUGAUUGUCCACCACAAACAUGCGAGAGUAUAUACACAUCAUACGCCUGUGAUGGUCCAGAACGCCCAUGUACAGUUGGAUAUAAUUGUAUAGAUGGUUAUCUGAGAGAUGCUAAUAAUACUUGUGUACCGAGUGAGCUUUGUCCACCAGCUCCAACCCAACCUACACAACCAGAAUGUGGUCUCGACGAGGUUUAUAGUGAUUGCAAGAUUGUGUGUCCACCACAAACAUGCGAAAGUAUCUUCAGAUCUUAUGCGUGUGAUGGUCCAGAACGCCCAUGUAUCACUGGGUGUAAUUGUAUAGAUGGAUAUCUGAGAGACGCUAAUAAUACUUGUAUUCCAAGCGACCAUUGUCCAACAGAACCUACCUUACCAACUAAACCACAAUGUGGUGAGAACGAAGUAGCUACGGAUUGCAAGAAAGUGUGUCCGCCACAAACUUGUACGAGCCUUUAUUCCAAAUUCGCAUGUAAAGAUACACCAUGUGAGUCUGGAUGCGAUUGUAUCGAUGGCUAUCUAAGAGACGCUAAUAACGUAUGCAUACCAAGUAAUAAAUGUCCAGGAGUUUCCAAUACCAUUUGUGGAGUAAAUGAAACAAUUGUGGACUGUGCGUUCCGGUGUCCAAACCAAAAUUGUCCAGUGGAUGACAGUCUCAUAGAGGUGGCAUGUAAGCCCGGUAGACCUUGCGCCUCUGGAUGUGCAUGCAAAGAUGGUUAUCGAAGAAAGAGUGAUGAUGACGACACGUGCGUUCUGGCAUCAGAUUGUCCUCGAAUAGAAUGUACAAGACCCAACGAAAUAUGGGAUUCUUGUUCCUCCGACAGUCUUCUUGAGAAAUGUGAAGAACUUAGCGAUCGCCAAAACGGAAUCCAAACGCAAAACUCUGAUUGUCGGCCAAGAUGUGUUUGUAAGAAGAAUUUCUGCAGAGAUAAGGAUGAUAUUUGUAAACCAAUAAAGGACUGCAUAAAAGGUCCAGAAACUCCAGUUAAACCAAAUUCUCCAAGCAGCAGUUAUUCAACUGCUCAUUCUCAAUCAAGCACUUCUAGUUCAUCAACCAAAACCUCAUCAAGUUCUACACCUUCUUCGUCUGCUUCUUCUGGAUCUACAGUUCCAAAUGGUCCAUAUUGUGAACCAACGUGUGCUGCACCUAAUCCUCCAAAUUGUCCAUUGAUAACAAAGAACAAAUCAAGCAAACAUGGCUCAUGUCAGAGUGGACACAUACUUUCGAAGAAAGGAGGAACAUGUAUAAAAAUAGAAGAUUGCCCGAAGGGCUGCAAUGGAGAUCCAAAUGCAAUAGCCAAGAUUUGCCCAGCAGGAUGCCCAUCCACUUGUGACAAGCCCAACGCUUUGCCGUGCUCAAAACAGUGCGAGCCACUGGGUUGUGAAUGUGCCUAUGGCUAUUUGCGUUCGAAAGUAAAUGGGAAAUGCAUUUCUUCACAGGAAUGUCCAGGAGGUAACCCUUGCAGUGUAAACGAAACCUUCGUACCUUGUAAAUCUGGUUGUCCUACUGACUAUUGUCCAACGGAUGAUAGCCGUGGGGUGGUUAUUUGUGAAACCUACCCAUUUUCUCCAUGCUUCUCUGGCUGCAUUUGCAAACUGAACCACAAGAGGCUGAGUACAAAGGAUGAUAGGUGUAUUGUAUCCUCGGAAUGCCCUCCUGUCAAUUGCACCAGACCAAAUGAAGAAUGGAACCCAUGCCCAUCUGAUUGCCAAAGCGAAUACUGCGACAGUGCGAACAAGGAACCAGUCACAUGUAACACUUUACUCCUAAACUGUCAACCGCGUUGCACAUGCAAGAAGAACCAUUAUAGAAAUACUGAUGAUAUUUGUAUACCAGCAAGUGAUUGUCCAAAAAAUGAAUAAAAUUAUGAAGUAGAUCUUUUGUUUGCUGUAAGUGACAAUACUGGAAUGCGCCAGUUAUCAAAUAAAAAAAUAAGACAAUAUUUAUAAUUGUAU
Amyelois transitella is the source of this 2562-nucleotide messenger RNA. RefSeq names its product zonadhesin-like. The transcript has 13 exons. The record is from RefSeq and is a predicted model, not a curated record. NCBI's taxonomy places the organism in Eukaryota, Metazoa, Arthropoda, Insecta, Lepidoptera, Pyralidae. The coding region runs from base 67 to 2469 and encodes 800 amino acids.